GGGUUCCCAGGCCAUCGCUCGUGUGUACCGUUCUGCGGAUCUGCCCUGCCGCGUUUCCGUGGGUCUCUCGCAGAGUGAUUGCGAAGGCUGGGGCGAGCACGAUGCGCGGGGCGAUGGAGCGGGGUGCGAGGCUCGUGAGGGGCUGCGUCAACUGCGGCUGGGCCGCAUGGCCGCACGUCCAGCAGUUUCUGAGUGUUAAGCUUUCCGCGCGCCAUGGUGUGCGGAGUCGCGCCGCCGGGCGAUACUGUAUAUACUGUACGGGCGCUGCUCCCGCCCAGGUGACAAUUAGCAUUCAAUUUGACAACGUUGGACGGGUGUGCGUAUGUGGAGUGGGAAGACAACCUACGAGACGUCGACGUUGUGGGCUGUGCAGAGCGGACGAGAUGGGAGAUGGGCUGCAUCAUCCACUCUAUUGUGUGUGUCUCCGGCCGGUGCAGCACCGGCAUUCAGGCUGGCAUGCAUCCAAGGCUACGUUGGUGUACCGACAUCCGGCACUUGGUGCGGCGCUCGUCCAAGGACAGUCCUUGAUGUUGCCUUGAUCCUCCUUGAUACGCUGAUACAGCUGAUCUCAAUCUGCCCACAGUCUGUUGAAGCGGAGGCAAAGAACGCCGGGGCUGGCGGGUGCUGACUGUGGCCCCGCUGCCCCGCUCCGUGGACGGUGGACGACGUACACAUCGUUAUCGCAUCAGACGUGCGUAAGCGAGCAGA
Molecule: messenger RNA, 708 nt
Organism: Fomitopsis serialis
Lineage: Eukaryota; Fungi; Basidiomycota; Agaricomycetes; Polyporales; Fomitopsidaceae
Exons: 1
Coding region: 102-539 (145 amino acids)
Source: RefSeq, a predicted model, not a curated record